AUGGUAAUCUAAUUUGCUCCCUCAGGAAUAGCAUCAGAAGUGAAAUCCAUAGAAAUGCAUCACUAAGAUCACCCAGAAGCCAUACCAGGAGACAAUGUAGGUUUUAAUGUCAAAGGUGUAUCAGUAAAAGAUUUAUAAAGAGGAUAUGUUGCUUCUGAUUCUAAAAAUGAUCCAGCAAAAGAAUCUACUUCAUUUAAUGCUCAAGUGAUAAUAAUCAAUCAUCCUGGUUAAAUUUAAAAUGGAUAUUGUCCAGUUUUAGAUUGUCAUACAGCUCAUGUUGCAUGUAAGUUCGAUUAGAUAAUAUCUAAAAUUGAUAAAAGAUCAGCUAAAGUAAUUGAAGAAAAUCCUAAAUUUAUUAAAUCUGGAGAUUCUGCAAUUGUUAAAUUAAUACCAACCAAACCAAUUUGUGUUGAAGCCUUUUCUGAAUAUCCACCUCUUGGUAGAUUUGCAGUAAGAGACAUGAAACAAACUGUUGCAGUUGGAGUAAUUAAAUCUGUUGAAAAAAAAGAAAAUAAAAAAAAAUGA
This is a messenger RNA of Paramecium tetraurelia, 525 nucleotides long. RefSeq lists its product as uncharacterized. The record is from RefSeq and is a predicted model, not a curated record. Gene Ontology annotation, molecular function: GTP binding. Lineage: Eukaryota; Ciliophora; Oligohymenophorea; Peniculida; Parameciidae. The transcript has a single exon.